Molecule: messenger RNA, 575 nt
Organism: Nestor notabilis (Kea)
Lineage: Eukaryota; Metazoa; Chordata; Aves; Psittaciformes; Psittacidae
Product: hyaluronan and proteoglycan link protein 2-like
Biological process (GO): cell adhesion
Molecular function (GO): hyaluronic acid binding
Source: RefSeq, a predicted model, not a curated record
GCGUCGUCUUCCCCUACCAGCCCAGCAGCGGGCGCUACAAACUCAACUACCAGGAUGCGAAGCGAGCGUGCGAGCAGCAGGACUCCCGCCUCGCCACCUACCAGCAGCUCUACAAAGCCUGGACCGAGGGCACCCCCGGGUGUGCCCUGAUUGGGCCCGUCCACUACCCCAUCAUCAACUCGCGGGAGCCGUGCGGCGGCCGCCUCCUCCUACCCGGGGUCCGCUCCUAUGGGGCCAGGGACAAGCAGAAGGAUCGAUUCGAUGCUUUCUGCUUCACCUCUGCUCUUCAAGGCCAGGUCUACUUCAUCCGGGGCCACCUGAACUUCAAGGAGGCGGCCCAAGCGUGUCGCAACCACGGGGCUGCCAUGGCCAAAGUGGGGCAGCUCUAUUCCGCAUGGAAGUUCUCCCAGCUGGAUCGCUGCGAUGGAGGGUGGCUGGAGGACGGCAGCGUGAGGUUCCCCAUCACCACCCCCCGCCAGCACUGCGGGGGGCUCCCGCACCCCGGUGUCCACAGCUUCGGCUUCCCCAGCAAAGAGCGGCGGAUCUACGGCACCUACUGCUUCGUGGAGGAGUAG